Molecule: messenger RNA, 447 nt
Organism: Trypanosoma cruzi
Lineage: Eukaryota; Euglenozoa; Kinetoplastea; Trypanosomatida; Trypanosomatidae
Exons: 1
Coding region: 1-447 (148 amino acids)
Source: RefSeq, a predicted model, not a curated record
AUGCUCGCCAGUGUACUUCGCCGUGGCGGCCAUGAAGCGUCGUCCAGCGCGUCCCAUCACAUCAUUGCGCCCGUUGCCGCCCUUGAACGUGCUGCGCCGUACACACGCUUCAACACUCUCCGGAUGCAUGCCCAUCGCGAGGGCAACUUUCGUGCGCGGCCUGCCGGUUGGCGCGCGUGGAGGGACCCAACAUUGCAGGACCCGUAUGCGCCCUUCGUGAUGCAGUCGCCCACCCGCCACGUGGACCGGGCGGCUUCGGGCAUGUGGUUUGGCAUGGGGCACUUUGCCAUGAAGGACUUUUUUGGUAUUGGCCGCUGGCGCCUUGCAUUAAGGUUGUCCAUCUGGGGCUUUGGAGGAUGGGGCUAUGCCCUCUCGUCGUAUGCACACCGCAUGCAUCGCAACGGAUGGGAGUGGAAGAACCGCGGUGCCGUCUUUGCGAUGGAUUGA